AUGCAUCUCUCUAAGAUCCCAUUACUCCUAGCGCCGUUAUUUAACGCGGCUACGGUCCUCUCCGAUCAAGCCCCGCUAGAUGAUGUAUCAGUCUUGACCAACGAGGUCGCAAGGGCCAACAACCAGUCUCUACUAUGGGGUCCAUACAAGCCCAAUCUGUACUUUGGGGUUCGUCCUCGAAUCCCAAACAGCUUGUUCGCCGGGUUGAUGUGGGCUAAUGUGGACAACUACGCCACAGCGCAGCAGAACUUCAGGCACACAUGUGAACAGAAUGAGGGAAUGGCUGGAUACGGAUGGGACGAGUACGACAUUCGCAAGGGUGGCCGCCAGACGAUUCACGACGAAGGCAAUGCUCUCGACAUGACAAUCGACUUCAUCAAGGUUCCAGGUGGUCAGCAUGGAGGCAGCUGGGCUGCUCGUGUGAAGGGUGUACCCCGCGAGAACGGUUCUCCCGACCAGUCAACCACCGUCGUCUUCUACACCGGGCUGGAGGGACUUGGAAACCUGGGCGUGACAACUGAAUCUGAGGAUCCCCGCGGCUUCGAAGGUGACGUGAAAAUUACGGGUUAUACAUCGGAACUUGGCGCUUUCUCAAUUGGUAUCACUGCUGGCCCUGAGAGCAAUGACCACCCGGAGAACGACCAUCCGUCCUACGACGAGAAACCCCUCGACCGCACGUUGGUUUCCAGCUUGGCUUUGCAGCCGGAACAGCUAUGGCAGACGAAAGUGAUCCUGUUUUCCAAAAUGAAGGAAGAAGUGGACGCUGCCAUCGAGAAGCACGGGCAGGAGAACCCCCCUCCUGCCUCUCAGAUCUUCACGAUCAAGAACGAGCCUGGUGAUGGCAAUAUCCAUCUCGUGCAGAAGGUUUUCAAGGGGGCUUUUGAGUUCGAUAUUCUCUUCUCGUCUGGAUCUUCACCGCUCCCGCUGACAUCGGACAUUCUAACCGAGCAAAUCAACACGGCAUCUCUCGCUUUCUCUGAUAGAUUCGAGAAGAUUCAUCCUCCGCAGGCACCUUUUGACAAUGCUGAGUAUUUGCAGUUCUCCAAGUCAAUGUUGUCUAACCUUGUCGGCGGAAUUGGUUACUUCCAUGGUACCGACAUUGUUGAUCGCUCUGAAGCGCCUGAGUAUGACGAGGAGAAUGAAGGUUUCUGGGAAGAGACCGCAGAAGCCAGAAGCCGGGCUCGACCUGUUCUCGAAGGACCAAAGACCCUCUUUACUAGCGUUCCUUCCCGUCCCUUCUUUCCUCGAGGCUUUCUUUGGGAUGAAGGUUUCCACCUGAUCCCUGUUGUUGAUUGGGACAUGGAUCUAGCGCUCGAAAUCGUUAAGAGCUGGUUCAAUCUCAUGGACGAGGAUGGAUGGAUUGCUCGGGAGCAGAUUCUUGGCUCGGAAGCUCGCAGCAAAGUUCCACCCGAGUUCACGAUCCAAUACCCUCAUUAUGCCAACCCUCCUACUCUUUUCAUCAUUCUAGAGGCUUUCAUCGAUAAGCUUGAUGCUAAGAAGAACGCCUCAGCUCACCAGCCAUCUGACCAUGAAGUUAUCGAGGGUCUCAACUCGGCUUUCGUAGAAACACCUGAGCUGGGCGACGCUUAUAUGCGCUCAAUCUACCCACUGCUCAAGAAGCACUAUUUCUGGUACCGAAAGACUCAAUUUGGAGACAUCAAAUCCUAUGACCGGGAAGCUUUCUCGACCAAGGAAGCAUACCGCUGGCGAGGACGCUCUGUUCAGCAUAUUCUGACAUCGGGCUUGGAUGACUACCCUCGGCCUCAGCCUCCCCACCCCGGUGAGCUACACGUCGACUUGAUCAGUUGGAUGGGUAUGAUGACCCGGGCCAUUCGUCGUAUCGCCGAGGCGCUUGGAAACACAGAGGACGCCGAACAGUUCAAAAACUACGAGAUCGCUAUUGAGCGGAACAUUGACGACUUGCAUUGGGACGACGAUGCGCAAACCUACUGCGAUGCCACUAUUGACGAAUACGAGGAGAGUGUUCGCGUGUGCCACAAGGGUUACAUCUCUAUUUUCCCCUUCCUGACCGGCAUGCUGGGCACUGACAGCCCUCGCCUGAAGGCGGUUUUGGAUCUGAUUGGAAAUCCAGAAGAGCUCUGGAGUGACUAUGGUAUCCGCAGUCUGAGCAAGAAAGACGAAUUCUAUGGUACUGCUGAGAAUUAUUGGAGAAGUCCCAUCUGGGUCAACAUUAACUAUCUGGUGGUCAAGAAUCUCUACGAUAUUGCAAUCAAACCCGGUCCUCACAGGGAGCAGGCCCGGGAGCUGUAUUCCAACCUGCGGAAGAACUUGGUCGAGAAUGUCUUUAGACAAUGGAAGGAGACCGGUUUUGCUUGGGAGCAGUACAAUCCCGAAACCGGCCAAGGACAGCGAACACAGCAUUUCACUGGCUGGACAAGUAUGGUUGUGAAGAUCAUGUCCAUGCCUGAUCUCCCCGCCCUCGAGGCGCAGGGCCAUGAUGAAUUGUAA
Molecule: messenger RNA, 2469 nt
Organism: Aspergillus homomorphus CBS 101889
Lineage: Eukaryota; Fungi; Ascomycota; Eurotiomycetes; Eurotiales; Aspergillaceae
Gene: cwh41
Product: mannosyl-oligosaccharide glucosidase
Exons: 7
Coding region: 1-2469 (822 amino acids)
Biological process (GO): oligosaccharide metabolic process; protein N-linked glycosylation
Cellular component (GO): endoplasmic reticulum membrane
Molecular function (GO): Glc3Man9GlcNAc2 oligosaccharide glucosidase activity
Source: RefSeq, a predicted model, not a curated record